Messenger RNA from Cornus florida, 831 nucleotides. RefSeq lists its product as uncharacterized. Bases 1 to 831 code for a protein of 276 amino acids. NCBI's taxonomy places the organism in Eukaryota, Viridiplantae, Streptophyta, Magnoliopsida, Cornales, Cornaceae. The record is from RefSeq and is a predicted model, not a curated record. The transcript is spliced from 2 exons.
AUGGAUUCCUUAUCACGGUUUUUUCCUUUGUCAGGCUUUAAUUCUUCAUCUUCUUCAUUAUCAUCUUUAUCAUCCUCUUCAUCAGAUAAUGUUAUUGACACGAUGAUUCAACGUAAUCAAGACGCCUUUCGUGAAAUUUUAAAUUCAGUGAACCCAGAGAUAAUAGAGCAAGUUUUUAAACCGCCUUAUGACGACUAUUUCAUCCAAAAAAGGGAUGCAAUAGGUCAUUUAGGGUUAUCUUCUAUACAAAAGAUGACAACUGUAAUAUGUAUACUCGCAUAUGGUUGUGCAGCUGAUCAUUGUGACGAGUAUAUUAAAAUUGGCGAGAGCACUGCCAUUGAAACCCUAAUGACAUUUUGUAAGGCCGUUAUUGGUGUGUAUGGGGAAGAGUACAUGCACCCACCUAAUGAAGCCAAAAUAGCACGACAACUUCAAGAAGGGGAGGAGAGAGGAUUCCCAGGUAUGCUUGUUUUUAUCGACUGUAUGCAUUGGGAGUGGAAGAAUUGUCUUGUGGCAUGGCAUGGCAUGCACAAAGGAUGCUCUCAUACGCCUACGCUCAUAUUGGAGGCGGUUGCCUCAAAAGAUUUAUGGAUCUGGCAUGCAUUUUUUGGAAUGUCGGGUUCAUACAAUGAUAUUAAUGUGCUGGAUCAUUCUUCCGUAUUCGACAGUAUCGUUACUGGCCAAAUUCCUCCGGUUAAUUUCGUUGUGAAUGGCCAUUACCAUACAAUGGGGUAUUACCUAUCUGAUGGUAUAUACCCUAAGUGGGCAACUUUGAUGCAGAUUAUCUCGCAACCAACUACAGUAAAAGAAAAACUUUUUGCUCAGAGAUAA